Sinocyclocheilus rhinocerous is the source of this 676-nucleotide messenger RNA. Its product is annotated as group XIIB secretory phospholipase A2-like protein. Gene Ontology annotation, biological process: arachidonate secretion; lipid catabolic process; cholesterol homeostasis. Gene Ontology annotation, molecular function: A2-type glycerophospholipase activity; calcium ion binding. The transcript has 4 exons. Bases 125 to 676 code for a protein of 183 amino acids. NCBI's taxonomy places the organism in Eukaryota, Metazoa, Chordata, Actinopteri, Cypriniformes, Cyprinidae. The record is from RefSeq and is a predicted model, not a curated record. Gene Ontology annotation, cellular component: extracellular region.
UCCACGAGGCACUAUCAACAGAGUCUGUUUGUGCUGCUCACUCUUUUCUUUCUAAGCCCUUCGGCUUUAUCUGUCUCCCCUUCUUCUUGGACCCUACAGACCUCAUAGGACCCGGGGCCACAUCAUGUUUCCACGUGCGCUGCCGCUGCUGCUGCUAUGUAUCUCAACAGGCUUGGCUGCCACGCUUAUCCAGGCCUCUUCUGAUGCAGCUACGGUGGAUUCUCCAGCUGACGGCUCUGUUUUACUUGAAGCUCAGGCUGGUGAAACCCCAGAUGACAUCUUGAUGGCAGAUGCCCCUGUUGAGGGAAAACCUGCAGAGACCCAGAGCUCCACGCAAGAAUCUGAAGAUGAUUCAGACUGGGGCUUAGGUUCUAUCAGAGGGGGUUUCCAGGCAGUGAAUGGCUAUUUUGACUCCAUACUGGAGCUGAUGGGGGGUCGAGAUGGUGUAUGUCAGUACCGCUGUAAAUAUGGUAAAGCUCCUCAGCCUCGUGCUGGAUAUCAAAUGCCGGAGCCUAAUGGUUGUAGCACCUUACUGCUUGGCUUCCAGUUUGAUAUUGGUGUCCCAGCCAUGACCAAAUGUUGUAAUCAGCUAGACAUUUGCUAUGACACCUGGCCCUUCAUGAACAGCCAGAGGGCAGCCUGCUAUUGUGAAGGAGAAGAGAAGGAUGAGCUGUGA